Thrips palmi is the source of this 5768-nucleotide messenger RNA. RefSeq names its product PH and SEC7 domain-containing protein-like. The record is from RefSeq and is a predicted model, not a curated record. Bases 333 to 3767 code for a protein of 1144 amino acids. Gene Ontology annotation, molecular function: guanyl-nucleotide exchange factor activity; phospholipid binding; protein binding. Gene Ontology annotation, biological process: regulation of ARF protein signal transduction. NCBI's taxonomy places the organism in Eukaryota, Metazoa, Arthropoda, Insecta, Thysanoptera, Thripidae. The transcript is spliced from 21 exons.
AAGCAGGUUCGAGAGGAAAAAUUAUGUCUCCCUGAAAACACCGAGUGUUGUUUCUCUGUCUCUGAUCCCUUGACGCUUGUUUCAACUGCCUUUCCCCAGUUCUUGUCCGUUUGUUGGGCCGUUUUCAGCGCGUCCUGGACCGUGGACGCGCUGUGGGCUGCGCGCGGAGUGGAGCCGUUCGGUUUGCGAAUGCGGCUCAUCUGACGGAAAGUUUGCCGUGCGCUGCCCAGCCCAGCAGCCGUCACCGACCCAAAUGCGCCUGCCACAGAGCCUUGCCCCAGCGGUCCCUGGUCCCCGCCAGUCCCUGCCCGUCCUAGUCCAGUGAUGUGAAAAUGGCUGCAGAGGAGCUGGUGGUGUCGCUCUCCAAGCGAAAUGACAGCUCCGGACUCGGCUUUUCCCUGCUCGGGCUGUCAGGCCUGCCCCACGUUAUUUACGACAUCGUGGAGCACUCGGCCGCCGCGGACAGUGGCCAGGUGGAAGCUGGAGAUAUUAUUUUAAGAGUAAAUGAUGCUGAUGUCAGCAGGUUGACAACCAAAGAAGUGCUCAAGUGUCUGAGGCUUUCAAAAGAUCCUGUUCUAUUGACUUUAAAGCGGGAUCCUGUUUUAAAAGCAAAAGUAUUGUGUCAUAUAACAUCACCUCAUGCUCAAGAUGCUGAUGAUAUGUGUGAGCUUAUAUCAUCAUCAUCAUCAACUUCCUCUUCAUCAACAUCAUCUCCUUCCAUUCGCAGUAGCAAGAUACCUAGGCCAAAACAUUCAGUGAAAAAUAGUGCCAUACCAACAAGGACUGGUUCUUCAGUUGCAAGCCCGGUGCUCAAGGAACGCAAUGGCAGUAGUUCUCGGAAAAGUGCAGUUUCAUCUGAAAAAGGAAAUGACAAAAACGAAGUUGUCUGGGAACCACUUGGAGGCCCUGUUGAGAAACCAGACAAAUCAGGCCCACCCCGUUUUGAAGCAUACAUGAUGACUGGUGAUCUUAUUUUAAAUUUGUCUCGUACUCAGCAGUCAUCAGUCCUUCCAAAGCAUAACAAAAAGGUUGAUAGCCUACUACUUCGACAUCAUCAUAACCAUCAAAACCAUCAGCACCAUAAUUCUGUGCCAACAUCGCCUAAUGAAAGUGACAUGGGAAUUAAAGGUCACAAGCUAGAUUCUCCAACAUGCAACUCCGCUGGUACUUCCCCUGUAGGUCCUAGUAAACAUGAAAUGUUCCAAGAACAUGGUGGCACUUCAUGUAGUUCAAGCAAACUGCUUCCUUACCACAAUUCUGUUCGCACAUCUCGCUCUGAAGACCAACUUCAGAAGGACUCAUCUAUUUCAACAGUUGACAUAGAUAUUGAUGAAGACGUCACUUCAUCUCUGAACACAUUACUAGAUACAAAGCCUGACAGCACUCAUAGUAGUGAUUUAGAAUGCUUGAGAAAUAGAGUUGAUAAGAGACUGGACAACACUAUAUUAAGUGGCAAAGUUUGCUCUAGUUUUGAUAAGAGAGAAAGUUCUAAUCUGAUGGACAGUGAUAAGUUAAAAGAUUCUACUUACAACCACUCAAGAUUAAAUUCAAAUGGAGACUUUGAAGAGCCAUUUGAUGGUGAUGCGUUUCCCUCUAGUGAAAAGGCUGUGUGUGGACCAAGCUUUAAUCCUCAGAGCCAAAGGCACAUGAACAAUGUAGAGAAUUUCCCUAACCAGCAAUCAGCAGGCUUGCUAUCUGAUUAUAAUGAUGACAGUGGUGGCAAUGAUUAUUUUGAGCCACAGAAAAACAAAACAGAUAGUGUCAGUUCCUCAGGACGAUUUCCUUCAGACCUUGUACAGACACAUGGAGAUAGAAUUGUGUGGACAUACAAUGCACCUCACUGGUGGAUACGGCUGCAUGGUGAUCGCUUGCCUCGGAGUAUUGAAGAGAUUGAGCAGUGUCAACGCCAGAUGUCUUCCUCCUCAUCUGGAGGGUCUGAUAGUACUCGAGAUGGUGUGGAAUCCCCAACGUCAAUAUCAUCGUCUGUCAUGUCAAGCAACUCGAGCAAUGUCAAUCAACCUGCUAUUAAUCCUCUCCCUCAGCGCAAUGGCGAUUUAAGCCAGUCUGAAGGUGUCUCCAACAUCUCUAGCCCAGAUUUCCAGGAGGAGGAGACGCUGGACAUCCUUUCUGCAAGAGAUCUGCUAAUGGAGGGCAGUGAUCCGAGUGAUAGUGACUCCACUCUCAUGGCCAGCAUUCCUCGUGAUCCUGAAUCAACUCAUCGAAUUGUUAUUGAAGUCAAGGGUCCAGAUAAAGAUGGCAGUGACAGUCCGCUGCGGAAAAACAAGCGUCCAAACAACCAGGUGUAUCAGGAGCUCCAUGAAAAUGAAGAAGGGUCUCCUUUAUCUGGUUCAGAGGAUGAAAGCGACAUUGAGUCCCUACAUAGUUACCAUUACAGUCCCAAAGGGGUUGAUCUCCCAUCAGCUAUCCGCCUUGCAAAGCGGUUAUAUUUGUUAGAUGGAUUUAAAAAGUCUGAUAUAUCCAAGCACUUGAGUAAAAAUAAUGAUUUUAGUCGAGCUGUGGCAGAUGAGUACCUGAAACACUUUGAAUUCAGUGGAGAAACACUAGACAUUGCAUUGCGCAAGUUUUUAAGACAAUUCAGCUUAACAGGUGAAACUCAGGAGAGAGAACGUGUCCUUGUGCACUUUUCGAAGCGAUACUUGGACUGCAAUCCUGGAUCAUUCAACUCUCAAGAUGCCGUGCAUACAUUAACCUGUGCAAUAAUGCUGCUAAACACCGAUCUUCAUACACAAAAUGUUGGUCGGAAAAUGUCUUGUGUGGAAUUUAUUGACAAUCUUGCUGAGCUAAAUGAUGGAGACAAUUUCCCAAGGGAUGUACUUAAACAGUUGUAUCAAGCUAUCAAGGUGUACCCCUUGGAGUGGGCUCUUGAUGGUGAAGGUGAGGAAUGUGUCGGUGAUAUGCAAGGCAAGCAGCAACUGCAGCAACAAGUGCCGACACAGAGAGGCCAGCAAGCUGGACUGGGUGGAUUCAGCAAUCUUGGCAUGAAUCCUUUCCUCCCUGUACCGGACGCUGCUGCCGCCAUUGAGUACAAAAAGGGAUAUGUCAUGCGGAAAUGUUGUGUUGAUGCCAAUGGAAAAAGAACGCCAUUUGGUAAGCGUGGUUGGCGCAUGUAUUGUUGCACGCUCCGGGACUUGGUUCUGUACCUGCACAAGGAUGAGCACGGCUUUCGCAAGAAUCAACUCUCGGACAACCUGCACAAUGCUAUUCGCAUUCACCAUGCCCUUGCAACAAAGGCCAUUGACUAUACCAAGAAGCAGCAUGUUUUUCGCCUUCAAACAGCAGAUCAGGCUGAGUACUUAUUUCAAACCAGUGACUCAAAGGAAUUACAGUCAUGGAUAGAUACAAUAAACUUUGUAUGUGCUUCAUUCUCAUCACAACCAUUGGCAAGUGCUGUUGGUUCUCAGAAGAAAUUUCAACGUCCUCUUUUGCCAUGCAGUCACACUAAACUUAACCUGCGAGAACAAUUGAGAGAUCAUGAAGAGCGUGUAGUGAGGCUGGAGGCUGAACUAGAAGACAUGAGGAAAAGUGAGAAAGAUAAAAGUAACAAGUCCCUUAAUUCACACAGCCACAGAGAGAGAGACAUGUUUUUGACACAUGAACUAAAGCGUUACAAGACUUAUGCUUACCUUCUACGUUCACGAAUGUCACAAUAUCCAGAGCUAGUUGAACCACUUAUGGAAGACAGCCGUUUUUCUGAGGCAAUCACGGAAGAAGAGACUCCGUGUUCACCUCCAAGCAACAGGCAGUAACCCCGUGGCAGUUCUGCAGUCUUCCGAACCAUCUUGCCUUGCCGGUGAGGGCCUCGUGCAAUAUCCACUUUAAUGAGCAACAACUCUUCUUGCUUGUCUUUUACAAUAUUUGUAAGAUUUGAGUCAAUUCUUGCUCUGGCUUCUAGUCAAUAUGUUCAGGACUAUGCAGUUAGCAUGCAUAUUUUGAUUUUGAGUAUUAUUUUUUUCUGAAGAGGAACCUGUUUGUGCAUUCGAAGCCAUGUCCGGCUGAGUAGGCUAAAAUGUGAAUGAUUGUUUUUUUCAAGACUUUUAAUUUUUAUUCCUAAUUUUUAAGUCUGAUGCAAAUGAAAAUAAUCCCACUCCGGUGCUAAAUUUUGUAGUAUUAUGAAAAGCUAUGCUUAGAGCUAGUCUAAGAGUUUUUUUUUAAGAUCUACAAGCUCAAUGAGCUGUUAUUUCAUGUAUGUUUAUUAUGUUAUAAAUAUGUGUAUUUGUGUAACCAUGAUGAGACACAGAAAAAAGAUUUGGAUGGCAAGAACUAUAAAGUUGAUUCUAAGCCAAAUUCACUAUGGCACAGUGUAUAAACCUCCUUGCAUAUUGUUAUCAUUUUAAAAAUCAAACUUUUUAUUAAUAUGGUGAAUUACGUGUUGAUGUUUUACCUGUCUUUUUUUUGUUGUAAAGUGAGUUUUCCUACUUCUUGGUUUUAUUGUAACUUUUGAUUGUUCUACUGUUAACCCAUUGCUUUGUUCUGUAGUCUAGUUUUCUCAUCUUUGAUUUUGAAUUGCUGUCUGUAAAGUUAUGAAAUUUUAACAUUUACUAACUUGGCAGCUGGCUAGCGUUGUUUUAUUUACUUAGGGUGUAAUGUGGUUAAGUUUGCUUGGAUGGUUGCAGUUUAAUAAAUUUGAUCAUUUUCAUCCAUAGGUGAAUUUUUUUUAAUGAUAGUGAGAGCUACAGCAAUAUUGAAUUUCUAAAUGCUUGCUUCCACAGAUGAUUUGCUCACCUUUGCUCACUAAAAUUGCUUGUGAACCUUGUAUUGUAAAGCCUGAACUGCAUUUAUGCUCUCUGUGGUGCUGUACACAAUCAUCUUUUGUUAAGACAACUUGCUGUUCAAGUUGUGUGAGUAUGGUUAAUGAAAAAUGUUCUGUGUGUCCUCUGUGAUUUCUCAUCUCAAUCAAUUGAAUUGUACAUUUUAUUUUGCAUUUUUGUUGUCGUUGUUCUAUUUUAGAUUUUGAGGUAGAACUGAUACUUCCCACUCUACUUGUAAUACAUUAUUUUGCCCAAACUGAUAGUCUCAUUCGCAAUAUUAUUUCUACCAUUCCCGCAUCAUUCCAUGUAUCCUAAUAUUCAGAUUUCUGGAUGCAAGCAGUUUGCCUCAAGCAAAGUGAUGGGUUCAACUUUGAAUUUAGAAUAAAUUUGUCACUAACUGAGGCAAUGUUACACGCUACAUGCAAAUAAGUGGGAUCAAUGUAUUAUUGUACUGCUCUUUUAGUUUAGCACCAUUAAAUUAUUGUUUUUGCCAUGUGAUUAUGGAUGCUCUUAUUCAGAGUAGUCAUUGCACCUCUAUUGCAGCAUACUGAUGUUUAAUUGUUUAAGAAUGGUUACAGAGUUGUAAAAAUAUAAAUAGUGAAGCAACUUAUUUAGAUAUGUUUCUGUUACUCAGUCUCUAAUAAUGUGAUGGAUACCUAAGACUGUGCUUAUGUUAUGAAGCAUUGAUGGUUUGGAUGUCACACAAAGGGGAGCAAGAUCACACUGAUAAAAGUUAAAUAUUAAUUCAUAAAUUUGUUGAUGUCUGUUGUCAUGUUGAAAUGGUUGUUUACAGCUAGUACCGUUUGAAUCGCUUGAGGUUAUUUGUGCUGGUUCACAAAGUGAGCAGCUCCAGUCUUUGUGAUCUGUUGAAAUUUUGUGAGUGUUGUGUCCCCCGUUAGGGGGGAGCGACAUUGUAUGUACAUGUAUCGUCAGUCUUAUUCCCUGCUGGUGCCGAUCAACUCCAUAUUUAUUCGGAAUAAAGAUGUUUGAGCCAUUAUA